Ambispora leptoticha is the source of this 336-nucleotide messenger RNA. The record is from the annotation of a GenBank genome assembly. NCBI's taxonomy places the organism in Eukaryota, Fungi, Glomeromycota, Glomeromycetes, Archaeosporales, Ambisporaceae.
AUGUCUGGUCGUGGUAAAGGUGGUAAAGGACUUGGAAAAGGCGGAGCAAAACGUCAUCGCAAAAUUCUUCGGGAUAACAUUCAAGGAAUUACCAAACCGGCAAUUCGUCGUUUAGCUCGUCGAGGUGGUGUCAAACGUAUCUCUGGACUGAUUUAUGAAGAAACCCGUGGCGUAUUAAAAGUGUUUCUUGAGAAUGUUAUUCGUGACGCCGUCACCUAUACUGAACACGCUAAACGCAAGACUGUAACGUCACUGGAUUAUAUGCACUCAAACGCCAAGGCAGAACUCUCUAUGGUUUCGGUGGAUAAACAACGAGUUACUAACAUCAACUUAUAG